CACAACCGCACACACCCUCACACUGAGACAGACAGGAAAGAGAAAGAAAAGAAAGAGGAAAGACGGAGAGCUUGGCUUGUACGGGGUGCAGUGAAGCACAAGCCAUCCAGAUAAAAAUGACAGAACAGCAGGGAACCCCUGACCAGCUGCCUGCAGAGAAGGGCCAAGGAGGAGCUGGAGCCACAUAUAAGCUGGCAGUAUUUGAAUAUGAGAACUUCCGUGGCAAAAAGAUGGAGUGGUCUGGUGAAUGUAAAGAUGUGUAUGAGAAAGCACAAAGAGUUGGCUCAGUCAUUGUGGAGUCGGGACCAUGGGUGGGGUUUGAGCGUCCAGGUUUUGCGGGAGAGCAGUACGUGCUUGAGAAAGGAGAGUAUCCUCGCUGGAGCACCUGGACCAACUGGCAGACAAACUACAAUCUGAGCUCCUUCAGGCCUCUGAAAGUGGAUAGUGCGGAUCACAAGCUGUUCCUGUUUGAGAAUGCAGGCUUUGAAGGCAGAAAGAUGGAGAUUGUUGAUGAUGAUGUCCCCAGUCUGUGGGCUCAUGGUUUCCAGGACCGUGUGGCCAGUGCUAAGGCUGUCAGCGGAACGUGGGUGGGAUACAUGUAUCCAGGCUACAGAGGGCGCCAGUAUGUGUUUGAGCAUGGAGACUUCAAGCACUGGAACGAUUGGGGAGCCACUGCACCUCAGAUCCAGUCCGUCCGACGUGUGCGGGACAUGCAGUGGCAUAAGAGAGGGUGCUAUAUUGCCCCUGCACCUGCCCCCACCCCUGCCCCUACCCCCGCCCCUGCCCCAGCCCCGACCCCAGCUCCUGUCCCUGCACCACCCAAUCCCAAACCCAAUCCCAACCCCGCUCCUAACCCCAAAUCCCAAGCUCAACCCCAGCCUUAACACCACACCUCUAGCACCUCCCACAGUCACUGGGGAACGCUGAAAGCAGCUGACCGGGCCCCAGUCUCUCCUCCAUGCUCCUUAUUAGUUUAGGCAAUCUUAACCUGCAACUUUGGAAAACAAGAACUGACAACAAUGAAACAUGCAUCUCUGUCGGAAAUAAAGGUUUUGGCCCUGA
This is a messenger RNA of Acanthochromis polyacanthus (spiny chromis), 1062 nucleotides long. Its product is annotated as beta-crystallin B3-like. The record is from RefSeq and is a predicted model, not a curated record. Gene Ontology annotation, molecular function: structural constituent of eye lens. Lineage: Eukaryota; Metazoa; Chordata; Actinopteri; Pomacentridae. The coding region runs from base 117 to 884 and encodes 255 amino acids. Gene Ontology annotation, biological process: visual perception; lens development in camera-type eye. The transcript is spliced from 6 exons.